UUGGCUCGCUAGAAGGAAAGCUAAGUUCGAGAUUAAACCAAUUAAAAUCUAAUGAAUGCGCACAUGAAACUGAUGAAAUUAGCACAAUUACCGCCGAGUCAGCUAUACAAAAGGAGCUCUCUAAUAUAAGCGUAAGAGAGAAAUUUGUAGAAAAAUGUUUAGAAAUUUUGGGAUCUUUAGAAACGACAUUGAUAAACAUUAUUGAUCUUAAAGAGAACAAAAAAGCCGAUGAGCCUGAAUUAUUGGGUAUAAAAGAUAUGAGUCUUAUCCAUACGAUGCUCGAGAUAGUGAUUAGUUGGGGAAUAUAUCCUUGUCUUAUGUCUGGUGUUGGUAUUCCGAUUUCACGAAGAACUCGCUCAAGACAAUUUCAGCGUGAAUUUUCAAAUAACUCUACAAACGAAGCUGAAAAAAAAUUACCACCACAAUCACGUUAUAUUUAUUUAUUUAAGUUAAUGCAAUCAUUGAUGAAGAUUACAUAUUCAUCAUCAUUAAAGCCGACAAUGUUUACAACCGUAUCUUCUAUAAUACGUGCAAGACAUCUCACGGAUUUUUAUUCUGCUUUAUUACAAUUGGCUUACGGGCCAUUGCCAACAAAUGAUAAAUUGGAUGUGCACAGUGAGAAUAAGUUAGUUACAUCUAAUCAACAUGCGAGUGAAAUACAGGAUCAUGGAGACUUCAUAUUAAUGCGAAAAGAGUGUGCGAAUAUGUUUGGAAAAAUAUUUGAAAG
Molecule: messenger RNA, 727 nt
Organism: Racocetra persica
Lineage: Eukaryota; Fungi; Glomeromycota; Glomeromycetes; Diversisporales; Gigasporaceae
Source: the annotation of a GenBank genome assembly